AUGAAGAAGCUCUACCGGAAAGGGACGGUUCAUCCUUCACCGCCAAUCAUAUCAGAUCAACUGGCCUUCCUUCCCGCCACCAUCCUCACCCUCGCGGCGGCUCUGUCGCCCGAGGACAGAGAGGUCUUGGCUUACCUCAUCUCCUGCUCCAACAGCUCCAUCAACUUAUCAUCCUCCUCCUCCUCGUCAUCAUCGUACGGUUCACGUAAGUCCACCGCAGCCUCUGCCGCCAAAAAGGGCGCCGCAAAAGGCAGUGGGAGCGGCGGUGACCACCCGGCGCGGUUUAACUGCGACUGCUUCAGGUGCUACAAGAGUUACUGGGUCAGAUGGGACGAGUCGCCGAAUCGGCAACUGAUCCACGAGAUCAUCGAUGCUUUUGAAGAUGGGUUGUUGGCUGAGAGUAAAGGGCAGGCAAACUCAAAGUAUAAUAAUAAUAACAGUAGGAAGGAGAGGAGGAACAAGAGGGGUCAUAAUGGUGGGUCAUCGGGUGAGCUGAAGCGGUCCGAGUUGAGUUUGAAGAAGAAGGAGCUGGCUCAGGCUCACAUGGCGGAUCAAGAGACUGGUGGUGGUGGUGGUGGUGGAGAGGUUGAUGAAGAAGACUCAGAGAAGGGUUCAGUGAGAAGGUUUGUGAGCUUUGUUGGAGAGAGGAUAUGGGGUGUGUGGAGCCAAUAA
Messenger RNA from Prunus armeniaca (apricot), 672 nucleotides. The record is from the annotation of a GenBank genome assembly. NCBI's taxonomy places the organism in Eukaryota, Viridiplantae, Streptophyta, Magnoliopsida, Rosales, Rosaceae.